Molecule: messenger RNA, 840 nt
Organism: Lathyrus oleraceus (garden pea)
Lineage: Eukaryota; Viridiplantae; Streptophyta; Magnoliopsida; Fabales; Fabaceae
Product: casein kinase 1-like protein 10
Exons: 9
Coding region: 1-840 (279 amino acids)
Biological process (GO): protein phosphorylation
Molecular function (GO): ATP binding; protein kinase activity
Source: RefSeq, a predicted model, not a curated record
AUGAAGGACGAUGUUAUGGGCGGAGCGGAGGAUUCCGAUGUGUCUGUUGAUGAUGAGAGUCUUUCGAAUGUUACUAAGCAGAAGGUAGCGGCUACGAAACAGUAUAUUGAGAACCAUUACAAGGAACAGAUGAAGAGUCUUCAAGAGAGGAAGGAGCGAGGCAUAAAAUGGGUGUUGAGGAUUUUUGUAUCAGCUGUUAAUGUACAAACUGGUGAGGAGGUAGCUGUCAAGCUGGAGCCUGUGAAGACCAAGCAUCCGCAGCUUCACUAUGAAUCAAAAUUGUAUAUGCUUCUUCAAGGAGGAACUGAGGUGCCUCACCUGAAGUGGUUUGGAGUUGAGGGAGACUACAAUGUGAUGGCGAUCGACCUUCUCGGACCUAGUCUGGAAGAUCUGUUCAAUUAUUGUAACCGGAAGUUAACAUUGAAGACAGUGUUAAUGCUUGCUGAUCAAUUAAUUAAUAGGGUUGAAUAUAUGCAUUCAAUAGGUUUCCUUCACCGUGACAUAAAGCCAGACAAUUUUUUAAUGGGCCUAGGACGUAAAGCAAAUCAGGUCUACAUCAUUGACUAUGGCCUCGCCAAAAAAUUCAGAGAUCUUCAGACUCAUAAGCACAUACCAUACAGAGAAAACAAGAACCUUACAGGCACAGCUCGGUAUGCGAGUGUGAACACUCAUCUUGGAAUUGAACAAAGCAGAAGGGAUGAUCUGGAAUCUCUUGGUUACGUUCUCAUGUACUUCUUAAGAGGAAGUCUUCCCUGGCAGGGACUGAAGGCGGGUACCAAAAAACAAAAAUAUGAUAGGAUCAGUGAGAAGAAGAUGACAACUUCCAUAGAGGUAUACUGA